Messenger RNA from Thalassophryne amazonica, 4667 nucleotides. It is a transcript of the gene lrch1, whose product is annotated as leucine-rich repeats and calponin homology (CH) domain containing 1. The record is from RefSeq and is a predicted model, not a curated record. NCBI's taxonomy places the organism in Eukaryota, Metazoa, Chordata, Actinopteri, Batrachoidiformes, Batrachoididae. Gene Ontology annotation, molecular function: protein binding. Bases 120 to 2192 code for a protein of 690 amino acids. The transcript is spliced from 19 exons.
ACGCGUCACGCGCGCACAGACGUUGCUGAGGAGCGCGCGCGCGGCGCGGCACAUCGGUGUCCCGCUGUUUGCCCGAACCUUUGGCCGCCUCGGAUACAGCCAGCGGAGGCGGGAGCGGAAUGGCGACGUUGGGGCCGGAGUCGGCUCGUCCUCCUCUUUCCCAGCUCGGUUCUCCUCCGUCGGUCCAAAACGUGCCUCCCAACCGCGGCUUGGAGCGCGCGCUGGAGGAGGCGGCGGCCAGCGGCGUCCUGCAGCUCAGCUCCCGAAAACUGAAGGAAUUCCCCCGAACGGCUGUCAACCACGACCUGGGCGACACGGUGGAGGCAGACUUUUCAAAGAACCGACUUGUAGACGUGCCUGCAGAGGUCUGCCAGCUGGUUGCCUUGGAGAUGCUAAACUUGUAUCACAACUGCAUCAGGACCAUCCCAGACAACAUCAUCAGCCUACAGUCCCUCACCUCCUUAAACCUCAGUCGUAACCAGCUGUGCGCUCUGCCAGCUUGUCUGUGCGCUUUACCACUGAGAGUCCUCAACGCUAGCAACAACAAGCUGCUCAGCCUGCCGGAGACCAUCGGACAGCUUCAGGGCCUCAUGGAGUUGGACAUCAGCUGUAACGAGAUCUCAGCUCUUCCUCGCCAUAUUGGCAGACUCAAAGCUCUGCGAGAACUAAACGUGAGGCGAAACCUCCUCUGCGUCCUACCAGAUGACCUGGCAGAUCUUCCACUGGUAAAGUUUGACUUCUCCUGUAACAAGGUGUCGACGAUACCCGUACGUUACAGGAAGAUGAAGCAGCUCCAGUGUCUCCAACUGGAGAACAACCCGCUGCAGAGCCCCCCCGCACAGAUUUGCAUAAAGGGCAGAGUUCACAUUUUCAAGUACCUGAGCAUCGAGGCGUGUCGGAGCGAGAAGAUGGCCGACUCGCUCUACCUGCCUGUCAUGGAGCGACUCAGCCUAUCGCGACCCACCACUGGCAGCGUGGAGGACAUGGAGCAGCAGAAAAAGCAGGACAGCGACUCCGGAGUCGGCAGCGACAUCGGAGACAAGAGACUGUCUGCGACAGAGCCGUCGGAUGAAGACAGUCUGAGUCUCAAUGUGCCGAUGAGCCACAUCACAGAGGAGGAGGGGCUCAGCAAAGACGACUCCAGUGAACACAUCAGCUCUCUGACAGCGGAUCCAAACUCUGACUCGGUCCAGUUGAUUGAGGAGAGCCCUACAGAAGCCCUGAAGGACCAGUUUGGUUACAGAGACUCCACCCUAAGUGCACGAUUUGUCAACUACAUCAAGGGACGGAUGGCGGCAGACUUGGACGAACCCCUCAGAAUAGAAGAGGACUCGCACUGGCCCACAGAAUCGACGUCAAAGGUCACAGGUGGCACUGAGCUGCACAUAGACAUGAUCAAUCAGCUGAAAGAAGCCGUGGAGCUGCUGCAGGACCCCAGCAGAGUGAACACGGAGCAGGACGACCUGUCUGGAGUCCAGCUUUACCCGGUGGAAAUGGUCACAGUGGACCAGUCGCUCAAUGGGCAAGACAGUGACGAUGGUUCAACUACACCAAAGAGAAAUGACAGCCCUCCGAUCAGUGGACCCCAGUCCUUCACCAGCCCACCGUUUGGACUGAAGCCGCGCUCAGCUCCACCCUCGCUUCCCUGCUCGCCCCCUCCUUCCUGUCUUGACCCCUCCCUCCUCUCACAGGCCUUGCCCCUCCAUAGAGACACACCUCGUAGCCAUGACGAUGGAGACAUGCACAACCGUGUGUUCCUGCGGAGCCACAGGAGCCUGGAGGCGGUGGAUCCUCAGUUCACCAUGAGAAGAAAGAUGGAGCAGCUCCGAGAAGAACUCGAGCUCAUGGAGCAACUUCGAGAUAGCAUCGAGAGCAGACUGAAGGUCAUCCUCCCCGAAGACCUCGGCUCCUCGCUGAUGGAUGGCGUGGUGCUCUGUCAUCUCGCCAAUCACAUCCGGCCACGCUCCGUCGCCAGCAUCCACGUGCCCUCUCCCGCCGUGCCCAAACUCAGCAUGGCCAAAUGUCGGAGAAACGUGGAGAACUUCUUGGAUGCAUGCAGAAAAAUUGGUGUUCCAGAGGACAAACUGUGUCUUCCUCACCACAUCCUGGAGGAGAAAGGUCUUCUGAAGGUCGGUAUCACUGUCCAGGCUCUGGUGGACGAGGCCGCCGCCAAACACGCCUUCCUCACAUGAGCUGCGGAGGGGCGGAGCUUCCAGAAACCAGCACGUGGUGCCAUCCUUCCCAGUAAGACUUUUCUCACUCUGACAGGUCCGACACGGGGUUUCAGGUCCUGUGGAUCUGUUGACCAAUCAAUCUCAGAAUUUGACCUUUACAUAAAACAGUGGAAAAUCCAGAAAGCGAGAGAAGAGAGCACAUUGUGAGCAGAAGAAGAAAAAGCAUAAACUAAAGAACAAUUAUUUAUUUACUUAUUUGAUUCAGUUGAACCGAUUUCUUACUGAAAGUAGAUGCAGAUUUUUUUUUAAUGUGGUUUAAAUUUUUUUUAACAUGAAAUCAGAACAAAGUGUUUCAUGAAAAAAAUACAAAUAAUAUAAUCAGAAAUCAGCGGAGGUGAUUUUAUCAGGAGGUAUUUUACUGUGCAAGUGUUUGGUGUCGCGUUAUUCCUCUUCCUGAAAAGCGCAAAGUUUGUAAAUGAGUGAGAUGACAUUUUUUGAGACUUUGUAUUUAAGCUUAAAGAUAUUUAUGAUCAAAACUGAAUUCGGUGUUUGGGUUGUUGUACACAUUUAAAAAGGUUUUUUUUUUUUGGUUGUUUGUUUGUUUGUCCUCUUAGUAUAUUUUGGCUACAAUUGUGUAUAUUUUCUAACUGAUUUUUGGCUUGUUGUCCCUGUUAACGGUGGGACACUAAUCAGUAUUUGUUUGUUUGUUGUUUAAAAAGUGCCUGACAAAGUUUUUAGGACUUGAGCGGUGUUAAAACAAUCUGUGAAGCUUCUUCACCACCUGAUGAGUCGGAAAUCUCUUAAAUGACAGAUGUUUUUCAGAAGCAGAGAUGUUAAAAACUCAGAUGUUAUUCAGUUUUCAAGCCAUCAGAAUCCUUUGAAAUGUGGCUUAAAAGGGUCUUUUUAAAACAACUUUCCAACAGGGUCAUAUAUAAGUUAAUUUUUUUAACAUUAACAAAAUGAAACAAAUAACUCCUCCUGAUCAUGAUCCUCCUGUUGUAACUUUAUCAUGAUGUCAAUUAUUAUCUGCAACAAGUAACACGUCUAUGUGCAGUUUUUUUUAUAUACUCCAGAUAAAUGCAGGCAUUUUGUCAUAUGUGUGAGAAAGCUGUAAGAUGAGAACGAGGGUUUAGAGAGAAUUGUUUCCUUGCUGAUAUUCUGCUUUCAGAAACAGGUCUGGAUUUAGAGAAAGUUUAAUUAAGUUUAAAUGGGUACUUGAGGGUGUGUCUUUGAAGGCGUGUCUGCAUCCAUUCUUGACUAAAGAUGGGAGCAGACAUCAGGCUUGUGCACAUAGUGUGUUUUCCAGUGUGUAAGUUUCACCUAUUAAAAAAAAUUCUUCUUGAAGAGAAAAAAAUACACUGGAGUUGUUUUCUGAAUUAUCACCUCGUUAAUUUGGGGUUGAAAUAUUGUUAUACAGUGUACUUUUUAUUAUUGGCAUUUAUUGUUUUAUUAUUGCAGUUUGUUGUUUUGUGCUUUGAUUCCCAGUGUCACAGACCAGUCAAUCCCCCCCCUAAAAUCGGUCCCCCUUGCCCUCACCAUGCAUGCGUCAUUUCAGUGUCAGCUGCGAUUCAGCGAUUAUCACCUUGUUUCUGCUUAAAACUGACUUUAAGAAUGAUUUAAGAGGUUUUACUUUGUCAUCUGAUGGUUAAUAAUCACAUUAUUCCCUUUGACUGCUUUGGGUGUAAAGAGUCAGACUCGGAGAGUCAGACUCACCAGACAUGCUGCUGUGACUCUGAUUGCUUCCUCCAUCUUCUGUUAUGAAAUAAUGCUGAAUUUAUGUGGAAAUGAUUGUUGUACAAAAGCUUUAGAUAUCUGGCACUGAGGUAGAUAACUGGAGUGCAGUUUGAAGCAGAAACGAGAUGAUGAUCUGUGAACUACGACUGACACACAGAAAUGACAAUGAUUGAGAUUUCACGUAGAGGACCACGUGUGCACACAUCUUUAUAGCUUCUGGUGAAGAGAAUGCAGAUGUGUAAUUUUUUUUGUGUGUGUACGUAAAAUUUUUGUUGUGAAUCGCAAGUUUUGAGCUGCUGCUGGCCACGCCCCAUGGUCUGACUGGGCGUGUCAUAUAAAGAGCAGCCCAGCACAGUGGACGUCUCACUCCAGAAAAAGGUGUUUGAUGUCAUGGAAAUGAGCCGUUUCAGGCUAAAUAUUGUUUAUAUAUAAUUUUUUUUCCCCCAUUUAUUUCAUUUUAUAUAGCGUCAAAUCACAGCAAAGUUGCCUCAAGGCGCUUCACACAGGUAAGGUCUAACCUUACCAACCUCUAGAGCAAGAACACAGGCGACAGUGGUAAGAAAAAACUCCCUCUGAUGAUUUGAGGAAGAAACCUCAAGCAGACCAGACUCAGAGGGGUGACCCUCUGCUUAAUAAAAUGUUUAUAGCAGCAUUUUAUCCUGAACGGGUUCUGAGGAAGAUUAGUUUAACAAAAUAAAAUAAACAACCUCUUUAAGCCACAUUACUAUUAGUUUAAAGCCAUUUAAAUCAAUAUAAUAA